UAUCGUUGGGAUAGUAUGGCAGCUGAAACCCUAAACUCUCCGCCCAUGGCAACCGAAGCCCUAAACACUCCAGCCACAGAAACGGCAACUACUCCGGCGAAUGGCUCAUCUAACUUAUCGGAACCACCAUCCAAUGACGAACACGGGGAGAAGCGUAAAAGACCCGAACUCAAGCCGGAUGAGAAGUCCGAUUCAGUUAAUCCACUAUGGAAAACGACUCUCUGUUCUUACUUCCGCCGAACUGGCGCCGCGUGUAGCCACGGCGAUACAUGCAAAUACGCUCAUGGUGAGUUGGAGCUCCGACUCCGACCCGACAAUACUUGGGACCCGACUUCUGAGAAAGGCAAGAAGCAAAAGUUAGAUAAAGAUGGUGAUGAUGUUGUUAUGAAGAAGUCAUCAGUAGCAGAGAAUGAUGAAUGCUCUGAAUCUGGACUUGAUAAGUGUUUGGUUAAUCUUCCUUUGAAAUGGUGCUCUGAUAGUUUAAAACAUUUCCUCGACGAAGAGGGGGUUGAAUAUAAGUCAGCUAAGACAAGGAAAGGAAUGAUUGUAGGGUUUGUGACUUUCGAAACAGUCGAGCAAGUGAAAACCGCGAUUGAGAAGUUGCAGGGGAAGCCUGUAAAGAAUAAGAUAUUAAAGAUAGUGGAUGCGAAUCCGAGAUCUUUUGACAAGAAUAAGAAGCCGGCGGCAAGUUCAGACAAUGCAGGAUCAGCUGACAAGGUUGAUGGUUCAACCCCUGGAAGUGGUAGAAGUGCUCGGGAUGCUGUGACUCCGCUUGCUCAUAUGUCUUAUGAAGAUCAGCUGGAGCAGAAGAAGAAGUCCAUCAUGCAGAUUUUGAAAAAACUUACUCGGAAUGCACGCAAAGCUUGUCCUGAUGGUGUCUCACAACCAGAAUGGAUAAUUCAAUCCAGGGAAAUAGGCGGUCUUGCUUGCAAACUAGAGGGUAUAAUUGAAUCACCACUUGUAAAUGGAUACCGAAACAAAUGUGAAUUUUCUAUUGGAUAUUCUCUACAAGGAAAACCUACAGUGGGCUUUUUACUCGGAAACUUCAGGGAGGGUGUAACAGCAGUUGAAGAACCUUCAGAUUGCCCAAAUGUUUCUAAAGUUGGUUGCAAGUAUGCUGACAUCUUCCAAAAUUUCCUGCUAAGUUCAACCUUUCCUAUAUGGAAUAGGAUGAACAAUUCUGGGUUUUGGCGCCAACUAACAGUUCGAGAAGGAAGGGCCCCGAGCAAUAGUUCCAAUGCCGAGUCCAUUGAAUCCAACAUUUCAGAGGUCUUGCUUAUGGUUCAGAUUUCGUCAGCAGGCUUCGAAAGUGAAGCUGUCAAUGUUGAACUUGAAAAGAUGGCCGAAGCUUUUGUGGAAGGAGCUUCUACAAAUUCACCAUUUUUGCCUCUUACAGUACUUGUCGUUCAGGAUCACCAAGGAGUAUCAAAUGUAGCACCAGCUGAUGCUCCAUUGCGCUCUCUUCCCCUUACCAAAUCCGAUAGUAGAGCUGGGAAGGAUUCUGAAGUUGUUGCAGAAGCAAGGAUUCAAGAUUAUAUAAAUAAUCUCCGGUUUUGUAUAUCCCCAACAGCUUUUUUUCAAGUGAACACCCUUGCAGCAGAAAAAUUGUACUCGCUUGCUGGGGAUUGGGCUGGUCUGGGACCUAAUACUCUGCUAUUUGAUGUUUGUUGUGGGACUGGAACAAUUGGCCUUACUUUAGCGCACCGUGUUGGAAUGGUUGUUGGAAUUGAAAUGAAUGCUUCUGCAGUAGCUGAUGCGAAAAGAAAUGCGGAAAUAAAUGGCAUAAAGAACUGCAGGUUUGUCUGCUCAAAGGCAGAGGAUGUGAUGGGAUCUUUACUAAAAGAGUACUUGAUAAAAGAACCAGAUGAAAGCUAUGAUGCGAAUAUUGGUAAUAAAGAAGAAACUAGUGCUUCUGAAGAUCUUAAAGAUGCGCCUGAGGGUAUUGACAAAGAAAUAAAAAAUCUUAAAAAGAAAGAAGAGAGUAAGUGUGUAACUGACAGCAGUAGUAGCGAGUUGCAUCAAUUUGAGAAUGUGGUAGCCAUUGUGGAUCCUCCUCGUGUUGGACUUCAUCCCACUGUGAUUAAAGCUCUCAGAACUCAUUCGGGUUUAAAGAGGCUUGUCUAUAUAUCAUGUAAUCCUGAGAGUUUAAUGGCAAAUGCUAUUGAGCUUUGUGCUCCAUCUUCUGAUAAUAAUGAGAAAGGAAACAAAAAGGGCAGAGGAUGGAGAAAUAUGAGCAACGCGAGUUUGGCCCUCAAUAGGGCCAAAUCUAUGCCAAAUUCAGUGCCAUUUCAACCGAUUAAAGCUAUGGCAGUUGAUCUUUUUCCUCACACUUCACAUUGUGAACUUGUAAUGCUUCUUGAGAGGUAGCAGCAUUUUGCUUGCCCUGAUACAACUUUUGGUAGAUCUUGGCAAUGCACCAGCUGCUAAUAUGUCCACACAGUUUUGUAUUUGUGGUGAGAUAUCUCACGGUUUUGGAAUGAGUAUUUAUGAAUAUGAUAGUUA
Molecule: messenger RNA, 2502 nt
Organism: Erigeron canadensis
Lineage: Eukaryota; Viridiplantae; Streptophyta; Magnoliopsida; Asterales; Asteraceae
Product: zinc finger CCCH domain-containing protein 24
Exons: 15
Coding region: 16-2367 (783 amino acids)
Biological process (GO): RNA processing
Molecular function (GO): RNA methyltransferase activity; RNA binding; metal ion binding
Source: RefSeq, a predicted model, not a curated record